Molecule: messenger RNA, 1080 nt
Organism: Arabis nemorensis
Lineage: Eukaryota; Viridiplantae; Streptophyta; Magnoliopsida; Brassicales; Brassicaceae
Source: the annotation of a GenBank genome assembly
AUGUUGAAACAAGAGAGUAACUGGGCACAAACCUGUGAUACAUGCCGCUCAGCCGCCUGCACAGUGUACUGCCGCGCUGAUUCUGCCUACUUGUGCACCAGCUGUGAUGCUCAAGUUCAUGCUGCCAAUCGUGUUGCUUCCCGCCAUGAACGUGUUCGGGUGUGCGAAUCAUGUGAGCGAGCCCCUGCUGCCUUUUUCUGCAAGGCAGAUGCUGCAUCUCUAUGCACAGCCUGUGAUUCAGAGAUUCAUUCCGCAAACCCGCUUGCUAGACGCCAUCAACGAGUGCCAAUUCUGCCAAUCUCUGGAAACUCUUACAGUUCCAUGGGGAAUAAGCAUUCAAGUGAGACAACAACAGUGACGACAGAUCCAGAGAACAGACUGGUGGUGGGUCAAGAAGAGGACGAAGAUGAAGCAGAGGCGGCUUCUUGGUUGUUGCCUAAUUCAGGGAAAAACAGUGGUAACAACAACAAUAGUCAGAACAAUGGGUUCUCGAUUGGUGACGAGUAUCUAGACCUUGUCGAUUACAGUUCGAGUAUGGAUAAGCAAUUCACAGAUCAAUCCAAUCAGUAUCACCAAGACUACAACGUACCUCAGAGGAGCUAUGGGGGAGAUGGAGUUGUUCCACUUCAAGUUGAAGAAUUAAAGGGUCACAUGCACCAUGAGCAACAUGACUUUCAAUUCGGUUUCACCCAUGGCUCCUCAGGAGAUCAUCGAAGCUCCAAUGGUUCCCCAAGUCAUAUGGUAAGCCAUAUCGGAGUUGUGCCAGAGUCAACAAUGAGUGACAUAACAAUAUCACACCCAAGAUCGCCCAAAGCAGUAGUAGACCAACUACCUGAACCUCCAACUCAGAUGCUUAGUCCAAUGGACAGAGAAGCUAGAGUCCUGAGAUACAGAGAGAAGAAGAAGAUGAGGAAAUUUGAGAAGACAAUAAGAUAUGCUUCAAGGAAGGCGUAUGCAGAGACAAGACCACGGAUCAAGGGCCGGUUUGCAAAGAGGAAAGAAGUCGAUGCAGAGGCAGACCAAGCUUUCUCCACAAUGAUAAUGUUCGACACAGGAUAUGGAAUUGUUCCUUCAUUCUGA